AUGAGCAUCGCUUCAAGAUGCCGCCAUCCUUGUCUGCUGCAGUUCAUUGGAGCAACAAACGAUGAAGGAAGUCCUCUCUUUGUCACAGAGCUCAUGGAAUCGAGUUUACGAAAAUUGCUGGAGCAGCGAUCUCUGUCUACAACUGAAGUAGCUGUCAUCUCUUUGGAUGUGGCUCGAGCAUUAAAUUACCUGCACCAAAAGAAACCACUUCCUAUUAUCCACCGCGAUAUCAGCAGCGCCAAUGUGUUGCUAUGGCGACAAGCGGACCAAUGGCGAGGCAAAGUGUCGGAUUAUGGUGCUGCUAAUAUUAUGCAGCAUACCAUGUCACUUUGUCCAGGUGCUGCAGUAUACAGUGCUCCUGAAGCGUUUACUAAAAAUCAAACUGUGAAGGUAUGUUGUGUCAAUCAUUAGUUUGUAUUUGUUAUUUUUUUUUUUAACUUUUGGCAACUCACGUAGCAUAUAUUAUCCCUACGAGAUACCCAAGGAAAAUCGUCAUGAUUAUAUUUGUCAAUCGGAUGCUUGACUACCUCUGAGCCAUAUGAAAAUUGUGGCAGGCUAAGUCAUGUACUAAACAGUCUAGACAAAAAGAAUAAACAGAAUAUUGGACUACUGAUUUCGGGGAAAGGUGAAAUAUUUUAGUGGUCGAGUUUGGUCGUCGAGUGACGGGUAGAAUAAAGAAAAAUGUUUUAUAAAAGAUUCUUUAGUGGCUUCAUAAAAAGCUGAGUCCUUGGAAGGAAUAAAACAUAUGUCUUAUUUAAAUUAUCGCCUUUGAAAGUGUCAUAAUGUGUACAAAGACGUCAAAUAAUUUAUAAGUUGAUGAGUAAUGAAGUGGAGCUAUAGUGUUGUUACCCUGAAUAUACAUAUUUUAAAUAAUAAUCGUUCAUUUCUUUGCCUUCAGGUCGAUGUGUACAGUUUUGGAGUUCUCCUCUGUGAGAUGAGCAUUAGGGAACUGCCAGAUCCUGACAGGCGUGAAGAGCAAGUCGCCAUGGUAACAGAGCGCAUGUUUCGAGCUCUCAUCCGGAGAUGUUUGCAACAAAAUCCUCAAGAGAGACCUACUAUGGAACACAUCAUUGGUGAACUAGAAAAACUAGUUUAA
Molecule: messenger RNA, 1096 nt
Organism: Porites evermanni
Lineage: Eukaryota; Metazoa; Cnidaria; Anthozoa; Scleractinia; Poritidae
Source: the annotation of a GenBank genome assembly